Pyricularia pennisetigena is the source of this 477-nucleotide messenger RNA. RefSeq lists its product as uncharacterized. Gene Ontology annotation, biological process: transcription initiation at RNA polymerase III promoter. The transcript is spliced from 2 exons. NCBI's taxonomy places the organism in Eukaryota, Fungi, Ascomycota, Sordariomycetes, Magnaporthales, Pyriculariaceae. Gene Ontology annotation, cellular component: RNA polymerase III complex. The record is from RefSeq and is a predicted model, not a curated record. Bases 1 to 477 code for a protein of 158 amino acids. Gene Ontology annotation, molecular function: nucleotide binding.
AUGAAGAUUCUUGAAGCACAAAACGCGGUUCUGACAAAUUAUGAGGUCUACAUUCAUCUCAUCGAGUCUGAGACCCGUUUCUCUUCGCGGCACAAAAAGGAGCAUAGGAGGCCGCCCAAGAAUUAUCAAGCAGUUACCAAAGAUGUCGCCAACUACUGCAGGACUUACCCCAACCCUCUGAGCCAAAAACCGCUCACCUACACCAAGGACAGCCUUGCGCAGCUCCUCGGCAGGCUGGCAGAGUUCGGCCUCGCAAAGGGCGAAGUUCUGAUGCUCGCCAACCUGCGCCCGACCGAGCUUCCGGGCUUGCACGUCUGCAUCGAGGAGAUUGCCGAGCGCUUCACCGAGGAGCAGCAGACGCAGAUCCUCGAGGCCGUCGUCGAAGUCCUGGGCGCCUUCCCGGCCUCGGAGGAGCAGGCGGAGGAGUAUGGCGACGAAGAGGUUACCGAUUCGAUUGAGAAUGGCAAUGCAUCAUGA